AAGAUUCCUCGACUUUUGAAUACCUGUCCUAGAGGUAAGGAGUAUGAAAAUUAUAAUUAACGUUGUCACGUGAAAUUAUUCUCCCGCGUGCAGCGGGAUGCUUCGGGGUGGGCUGCAGGCAGACACAUCUUCGGCCUAUGGCCGAAGCUACGAGCGGCGACCGAAACCGUAAACGGCGAACCGCAAUGUUAAGUCUCGUAAACUGUUCAUUGUCCCCUGUUUUGCCGAAAGAUCGUCGGGAUCGAGCACCUACCCUUACAGGCGGCCAUCUUGGUUUCAAGUGUACCUGAUAAAGUCUGGGGGUGAGUUUCGAAUCUUAGGUGGGAGGGGACAGUUUCGAAGGAGGCUAUUUUUCUUGCCCCCUACUGCUAUUUACAUUUGAAACCAAGAUGGCCACCCGUAGCGGUAAGCUCCGAGGUGAACACUCUGUGUCCUACCCCGGGUAACAGAGUUUUUUCCUUAAUUCCUGACCUCUCGGAUUCAUGGUGUCAGUCUCAACGAUCUUAAAAAAAAGUAGGGGACAGUGAACUCUCUAAUUCUUUGGUGGCCAGGGUAUAUAGACGUAAAAUUCUGCAAAUCGCCAUUGUGGGCCAAAGGAAGGAAUGGAAUCCACCGCUAUCGUGAGUCAUUUUGUACGGUUUUUUUUGUUUUUGUUUUUUUUUCAUGUCUUUAGGGUUUGUAUGACAUUUUUUCCUUCAUUUAUCUAUACCUGGAGCUUUGAAAACCGGGUUAGCAAAAAAAAUCAACUCAUUCUACUACUUGGCAAUUUAAAACAAUGAAAAAUCAUUCAAAUGCCGAUUAAAAACCUUUAUCUGUGGUCCUUAGUGGCAUUUCACUGAGUCCAAAUUUAAAAUGACGCAAAUUUUAGAACAUUUAUUCAGUAAUCUGACGCCAUAAAGUUUCAUCCCGGUGUCAUUUCAAGUCUACAGUAACUUGCCUAAGAGGGUAAGUAAAAUAAUAUGCUACGUUUAUCUCACUGGUAAAGUACGGAAAUGCUUAAGCAAAGACUUCCUCCUAAACUUUCCAAUAUAAAAGUUUCACAGUUUAUUAGGGACGGACCAUUAGAAAAGUUAUGGGGGGGGGGAGGGGAAUUGUCGAGCCGCAGGAAUUUUUCUUCGUUAUCAAAUUCCUUGUAUGAAUUUUUUUUUAGGGUUAAUUGGCGUGCAAGAAUUUUUUUUCAUUUAAUUUUCCCUUGCGCGAAUUAUUUUUGGUACUUCUCCCCCCCCCCCCCCCCAUAAGAUUUCUAAUGGUCCGUCCCUUAGUUGAAAGUACCACAGAAAUAAUAAAAACAGGCUAAGACAGAGGAAGUUGUGGUAAAUUACAAAAUGUUUGCUAACCCGGUUUUCAUAAAUUCAGGUAGAUCUAUACAUUGAACAACCGAGUCCUUACAAACGAAAUUGCAAGCUGUUUUUUCCACUGUCCUCUUCGUUGGACUACUUGUUUUGCUUUGAUUGCUCUAGCAAUCUGUUAGUCGUUUUCUGAAUGGUGUUUGCAACAGUCAUUUUGUCUUUACUUUCUUUUUGAUCCUGACUUCGAUUCUGUCAAAUCUUUUAUUCCACAGCAUGCCGGCAGCUUUUCAAGAAAGCGCAGCUCCUAGGUUACACCACAGGACAGGUAAUCUUUUUAUAUCAGCUUGCACAGGAUCGGUACUUUGCUUAGUACAUUAGUGUGCCCGAUAGUUUCUAUAGAAAAUGCUCGAUUCCAAAGUUUUAGGUGUUUUGAGUUUAGAUCAACGAUUAUUAAAUUUUUUUAAAGCGCUCAAAGUUGAAAAAUGGUUUCAAAUCGCACGGCCAAAAUUCCAGGUUAGUUGACCAAUGACCAACCUCGUCCCCAGGGCUUUUCCCUUAAAUGGGUGGGGCGGGAAAAGGCCCUGGCAUCGGCUGGUCACGUGCACAGCCUAAAUAUUCCUGAGAAGCUAAUUUAUAUGCAACCCGCUGGUUUUGCGUUGACAGAAGUCGAACGGAGCACCAAUAGAAAAUAAUAAUAUCGCGAACUGUAUGUCAAUAUUUUCGCGUCUGUGCGAUUCAAAAGCUUAAGAUCCAUUUAAUUGUGUAUUAUUCAAAUGCUACAAGAACCGGCUCUACGUUGUCACGUACAAAAUAUGUCAAAUGCUUCAGAGUUGAGACAAGCUGUUAUCGAGUAGUACUUCGACUGAAAUUCAUCGUGACUGUGGACUGUACGAUCCGAGCAGAAAGUGAUUUUGUCCAAUGUCAAACAAAAAUGCGGGCCUUUGCCUCUAGGAUCUGCAGUGAAUUUAAACAAAUUGGACUUAAUUGAAAUAGAAUUGUUCAUCAAAAUACUUUAUGAUGGAGUCUGGUCUUCUCUACAACCCGACCAUGAAACAAACAAAUCUCCGCGCCGGAUGCAAGUCCGCCGUCCAGCCAGGAACGAUGACAGGUCGCCGAUCUGAAACAUUUUAAGAUCUCUUAUAUCUUUUCUCUUCCGAGGAUAAGUACAAAGGAUUUUCCUUAUAUCAAAGGGAAGAUUGACCGAUCGAUUGGAAUCAACUACAGCUCUGUCAAUUUUAAAUGGACCCAAGUCUUUCUUUGUUACCAGUCGUUUGAUACCCUAGGUGCCAGAAACUUUUCAUGCGCGGUUUCCGGUUUCGGUCAAGUCUCGCAGAGGUCAAUGAAUUUUUUUAAAAAAAGACAGGUCAUACAAGAUAAGUCUAAACCAACGCGUGACGCUAUGAUAUGGCUGAGAGUUAAGUUGAAUAGAACUAGGUUGUGUACGGCGGUCCACUUCGCAAGAAAUAAAAUAAAAUAUCAAAAGAGUCGAGAAAACGGAAUUUUGCAGUACAAACUUUAUGCAUUUACGAUAGCUUGUUUGUCAUUUAUAUCGCUCUAUAAAGGAAGUUUUACAAAUGUUACCGCUCGCUGUCCCCUUCAUAGAAAUCGGAGGAAAGCAAAAAAUUACCAUAGCCAGUAUCUGUGACAAAAAAGAAAUCUUGUAAAACUUUUCGUUAAUCGUCAAGAGAUAUAAAAGGCCGCCCAAGAUCGCGCGCUGUGAGGUUACGCAUAAUUUUAGCUUUUCACAUAGCGCUAAUUUAUUACACCCAGGAUUUUAGGGUGUACGAGGGGACACGCGACCAGCCGAUGCCAGGGCCUUUUCCCGCCCCACCCAUUUUUUAAGGGAAAGGCCCUGGGGACGAGGUUGGACCAAUGACCUGAAUAGCCUAAUUUUGUUUGAAUGGAAAAUCAUUCACUCAAAGCAAGUUUGGCGGAGAGUAAAAAAGACAAAUGUCGUGGAGGAUGAUAUUGCUUUGCUGGAACUCCAUUUUCACUUCCUUUCUUGCCUUCCCUACCCUAGUCUGCUACACAGCCCUUUUUAGUGUCGUCACGCAACGAGCGUUGCGUGACGACACUAAAAACGGCUGUGUAGCAGACUAUCCCUGCCCUUUAAUCGGCAUCAGAGUUAGCUAGACUUUGUGCACGUUUUUCUUAUGCUCUUAAGCAAGCCUUUCCUCCCCCUCCCCCGAAGUGAGUUUUGUGCCUUUGCUCCACUUUCCGGUGCGAAAGCUGGCUUUGUUUGGGGAGGGGGUGGGGAGGUUAGGAUGGGGAAGACUGGAGGGGUACGGAUUGUUUUGUCCUAUAAAGUGUAGCCCAUUUCAAGGGUCUCAACCAUUUUGUUGUUGACUGUUCCCAUCGAUAAGUCAUUGUAGUUAUGGCUUAACCAGAUUUUAGGCUAUUUUAAAGAUGUGGGUGAAUCGUUUUCUUCCAACCUUCCUUUUCUUAGACUCAGAGUAUUGUAAACGUUCGGCGGAAAUGGUUUGUCCAACCUGCUCUCACAAGCGAAUUUGUUCAUUAUUAUCACAGUAAGUAUAAUGUUAACAUUUUUUCACAUAGUUUAUUUAUAAUAAAGGGUGCGUCUUAUAGAGAGUCCAAGAAAAUGACUGAAGCACAGCAGGGACCAACCUCUUGGUGUCCGGUUUAGGGAGGUGUCUAUCUUGUAGAGGGUCAAAGAAAAUGAGUGGAGAACGGCAGGGACCAACUUUAGGUGUCCGGUUUAGGGAGGUGUCCGUCAUAUAGAGAGUUUCAAAGAAAAUGACUGAACAACGGCAGGAACCAACUGUCGGUGUCUGGUUUAGGGAGGUGUCCGUCUUUCAGAGGUGGCCUUUAAAGAAACGUUCACUGUGUUUCUGUAUCAGAUCGAAGUGCUCGAUUGAAAGAGAUGCAGGAAAGCCAAGAAGAACUUGAGUCAAACAACAAAAGGUUACAACAAGAGGAACAGGACUUGAGAGAGAAAUAUCACGAGGUUUGAAUUCUUACAUGUAGCUCGGUACAACCUCGGACAAAAACUGUUGAAGCCUAUUACAAAAUACCUAUUUUUUGCACUCGUCCUGACCAAAAAGCUUACCGUCGCAAAAUGAAAAACCGUUCCCCCCUUCCCCUAUUCCAAUUUUGUUUGUGGUAACACCAGAAUUACACACGUGAGCUUUUAGACCAAACCAACUUUGAACAGGGGGUGGGGAGAGGGCGACUUUGUUCCCGUUAGAAAUGAUCGUAGUAUGGCGCGAAAUUACAUGGAAAUACCUAAAGAGUUUUGUCCGGGGUUGUAGAAUGCGUGGUAGGCAUUUAAAAAUAGUGGGGAGUUGGAAAAUUUGGUGCGCGAGAAAGCCAAGGGCGCAUGCCUAGAGAGGCGGUCCUCGUAGUACACGUUACAAAUGGCCCCUCAUGAACGUGUGGUUUGUGGGGUCACCCUAUUCAGUAGAUACACAUUUGAUCUUUCUCUACUUAUAUUUAACAAUUAUUGGAUGAGGCUGAGUAUGAUCUGAAGAAUUAUGGAGAUCGAGCAUACCCUCCGAGGUCUACGUAAUUCUUCAGAUGAUACAAAAGCCGAAUUCAAUAAUUGUUUUAUUAUUCAUUCAAAAUAAUUCCUAGUUUACAAACAAGCUAAAAUAUGCUUACCACCAUCGAUGUUAAGUUCAUCUUCAAUUGCCUGUUUAUCGGCAAGUUUAGGAACAAAAGGGUUCUUCAGGACUGCAAACAUUCCCUUGGUCAAUUUGUGAAAUGUAGGCUUUGAGUUGAAUUCUUAAGUGCUCUAUACUGCCAAGUUUUAAACAAGAAAGAUUUGUCGUCUUGUGUUCACGUCCUCUAUAAAACCUCACAUUAAAAGGUUUCACUUCGUAGUCAUGCUGUGGAGAAGAAAUGUACCAAAGAACGUGCUGCAAGUGCAUAGCUGUUGUUCUUCUCGUUUAACCAAUGUAUUUUGACGUUCUCGUUGCCGUUGUCGUUAUGGUUGCAUAAACGCCUUAUUAAAAGCAAGACCGACUUUGCCGUAUCAAAAUAUUUCCAGCAGCUUUCACUUUUAUGACUGCCUUACAGUACGACAACUGUAACCGGGGCCACUUAGACAAAGUUGACCAAUCGGAUUACAGAAAAAUAACAAUACAUUCCAAGCAGGUUGGUCGUUGGCCAAUCAGCAACUCGUAAAAAAACAAUAAGUUACUCGAAGCACAAAAUUUAAUAUUGAUGGCAAGCGUUUUUCAGGAAAGCAGAAUGUUUCACCAGACAAUGUUUUUCUAUUCGAAACUUUGCACACAACACCCAGGAGAACUAGUUCUUUGGCACAAGUUGUUAUUUUGUCAUGUACCAGAAAUUUCUUCGCUCCUGUUGCCGCGCUUUGCAAUAACAUGCGACCGCACGUCAAAAAUAUAACUACCGUUUACGAUUUUCGCCCCCGUCACUCACUCUAACGGACCUCUUGGGAAACACGUGCUUUCUUCAGCGGGUUUACAGGGUCAUGUCUGCAGGUUGUAAUUGGUUAAUUUCGAUCCAUGUCGUUAAUUUUGUUUCGUGGUAAUUAUGAUUGACAACUAACUUUCUAGGAAUAAAUUGUUAUUUUCCUGUAAUCCGAUUGGUCAACUUUUUCUGGGUGGCCCCGGUUAUAGUAGUCGCACUUUAAGGUUCUAUCCACAUAACAGCAAUGUUGUACAGCAAAACAAACGUUUCAGGUCACUCCCGGGAUCGAUGGUAUAAACUGAGCUACUAAUAAGCACUAUUGAAACGAGAAAGGAUCUGGAGCCGAAAUGUGUCCCGCAAUUGUUUCUGGGAUCGUUACUGUGCACGCGCCAGUAACAUGCCCAGAAGUCUUUGCGAAAGUUUACUCGACCCAGUUCCCCUCUCGUUUCUAACUUGGCGAAAUCGAUGGUAUAAAAGCACUAUUGAAACGAGAAAGAAUCUGGAGCCGAAAUGUGUCCCACAAUUGUUUCUGGGAUCGUUACUGGGCACGCGCCAGUAACAUGCCCAGAAGUCUUUGCGAAAGUUUACUCGGCCCAGUUCCCCUCUCGUUUUUAACGUGGCGAAUAACCAAAACACUUGCCUCCUACUAUCCAUUGAAAUGUUCUGUUUUAUUUGUGUUUAUCAUCUCUAUCAGUUGACUGAAACUAUUCAGCUAUUGGCAGAAGACAUCCUUGAAAGGAGACAAGAAACGACACGGCUUCACCGCUGCUUGUGUAAGCUGGCGGGCAAGGUAACUAACGUCUUCUUUCGUCUUUAUGAAUUACAGUCAACUCUCUGCAUACCCUGCGAACAGAGUCUCCUUCGAUCUUCCUAGAUAAGUCGGGAAGACGCUUCCUCUUUCCCGACUUAUCUAGGAAAGAUCGAAGUGACUCUGCUAGCAGGGUACUCUCUGCAAGAAGGACAUCUUAAGGACCAGCACUAAGUGUCUCUCUUAAGGUGAUGUUACACGAGACGAUUCGCAACGACGAUUUUAAGCGCAACACAGCGUUGUAACAUUGUUGCGACAUUGGUUUGAAUGGUUACUACAUUGUCCCAACAUUGCAGCUCUGUGUUGCGCUAAAAAUCGUAGUUGCGAAUCGUCCCGUGUAACAUCACGUUUAGAAAGAUGUCUGUCCAAUAGAGAGUAAAAUAAAGAGAGUAAGGAAAGGGAGAGACAACCUUAGCAGUCCAUUUUACAGAGGUGUCCGUCUUAUAGAGGUGUCCGUCUUAUAGAGGUGUCCGUCUUACAGAGGUGUCCGUCUUAUAGAGGUGUCCGUCUUACAGAGGUGUCCGUCUUAUAGAGGUGUCCGUCUUACAGAGGUGUCCGUCUUAUGGAGGUGUCCGUUUUACGGAGGUGUUCGUCUUAUGGAGGUGUCCGUUUUACGGAGGUGUCCAUUAAGUUGACUGUAUCAGUAAAGAAGAUCUACACUACGUUUUAUGAAAUUUCUAAACGAAAAGUUGCCCUGAUCCAAGAACUCCCUUCUCUGCUGAGGCCUCAGCCUGUGUGCGGUAGGAGGAGGGGGCGGGGUUCUCAGGCUACAGAGUCCUCCACUGGUAUUCCAAAAAUAAAAUUGAAACUGAAAAGAUAUGGUAAGCGCACGGAGGUCGAUGGGAAGAAGGAAAGGCUGAGCGGAGGCCUAUUUCUUUCUCUUUUCCCUUCUGAUUGGCCCCAGCCCCUAUUGGCGCAAAGAGACCUCUGUAGAGGAUAUAGGCCCAAGAUGAAGGUGUGACUUUUAUAGCAUGCGCAUGCACGUUACUUGAGUCAAGAGUCAGGUUCACAAAUUAUCCUCUCUGGAGACCGUUUUCGAAAAGCCUUCAAAAGCGCCGUGGACGCCAGGCCAAAGCGGAGAAAAAAGUUGCGUUUUUGAAUUUAUGCGGGGUAAGUGUGCACAGGGUCUUAGUGAAAACUGUUCGCGCGUAGGGGAAAACCGUCCUACUGCUGCUUCUUCCUUACAUUUUUUUAAGACUCGAACAAUUUCAUUAGUUAGUUAGUUUUCUUUUUUUUGAAGGCUGUCAGAACUUAGUUUCCUGUCCUAUUACACAACGUAUCAAUGAAAACGUCUCCUGUACGGCUCGCAAAAGUGCCUUUGUUUAUCCAAGAAAAGGCUUUUUUUGUUUUUUGUUUUUUUUGCUUUUCAGGAGUUAACUCAGCCGUCCGUAUUGGAAUCCAAAAAAAUGAAGACGGCAGCUUCACAAACACGGAUGAAGCCUUUAAAACUCCACAU
Molecule: messenger RNA, 7945 nt
Organism: Porites lobata
Lineage: Eukaryota; Metazoa; Cnidaria; Anthozoa; Scleractinia; Poritidae
Source: the annotation of a GenBank genome assembly